GGCGCCCGCGGGCCCGGCGCGGGGGCGGGGUGGCCGCGGGGGCCGGCGGCGGGGCGGCUCCUUCUUUGGCCAUGAGCGAGGUGCCGGCAUUCGGCCGCCGCCGCCGCCUGCGGGACGCGGGGAGGGAGCGGCCGCAGCGAGGUUCCGCCGGCGGCAGCGGCGGGUGGGAUGGCCCAGGCCAGGAUCAGCGCCAAGGCCAGCGAGGGGGCGCAGCAGCAGCCGCAGCCGCAGCAGCAGCAGUCGGGAGGGCAGCUCCGGGGCCGCUUCUACCGCUCCACCUCCAUGGCCGACCGCUCCAGCCGCCUGCUCGAGAACCUGGACCAGCUGGAGCUCAGGGUAGAGGCUUUCCGUGAUGCAGCAUCUGCCAUGGAGCAAGAGAAAGAAAUUCUGCUUGAAAUGAUCCACAAUAUACAGAACAGCCAGGAUAUGAGGCACAUCAGUGAAGGUGAGAGAGAAGAACUGAAUUUGACUGCUAAUCGCCUGAUGGGCCGAACCCUGACCGUGGAGGUUUCCGUAGAAACCAUCCGCAACGCGCAGCAGCAGGAAUCCCUGCUGCACGCCACCAAGAUGAUCGAUGAGAUCGUCAAUAAACUCCUCGAUGAUUUGGAAGACGCCAAAAUGCGCUUGAUGUCGCUUUACGGCGCGUGCACGUCCGACGUGCCAGCGGGACCCAUCGAUCAGAAAUUUCAGUCUGUGGUCAUCGGAUGUGCCAUUGAGGAUCAGAAGAAAAUCAAAAGGCGCCUAGAGACUCUGCUCAGAAACUUGGAAAAUUCUGAAAAGUCCAUCACGUUGUUGGAGCAUCAGAAAUCAUCUGUUCGGCAGUCUUGCAACAGCAAACAGGAUUAACGUAUCCUCCUGGCUACUUCUGGCAAACCACAGGAUGAGCAAGUGCCCGAAAAAAGCACCCAGAAGCCAAGAAAAGAAUUCUCUGUAUGAGCACACAAGCAUAUACGCAUCCACGCGCACCAAAGUAUCUUUGAUUGCGAGGUGCAAGCAUUUAAUGGGUUUUGGUAGCAUUGGCAGUUUCUUUUGGCAAUAAGGAAUGCUCUCAGUUCUUCUGUAGAGUCGGUAACUGCUCUAUUGCAAAUUGUAAUUGUGCUUCUGCUGAACUGACAGAAACUGAAAAUCUAGCCUUUCUCCAUUCUCCUGGGUUUUUUAAACUAAAGUUGUUUUGUCCUGUCAUGAGAUUUCAGCUUUUCUCUGCUGCAUAUGUAGUGUGUGAACCAGACUUUUGGGGACAAAAGAAAAAUCAUGGCAAUAAAUCAAAAGAAUUAAUAAA
This is a messenger RNA of Onychostruthus taczanowskii (white-rumped snowfinch), 1279 nucleotides long. RefSeq names its product BAG cochaperone 2 (gene BAG2). Lineage: Eukaryota; Metazoa; Chordata; Aves; Passeriformes; Passeridae. Gene Ontology annotation, molecular function: adenyl-nucleotide exchange factor activity; protein-folding chaperone binding. The record is from RefSeq and is a predicted model, not a curated record. Gene Ontology annotation, biological process: protein stabilization. The coding region runs from base 169 to 846 and encodes 225 amino acids. The transcript has 3 exons.